AUGGACGUAGCAGAAUCUUUAAAAUUGUCUCCCCAAGACAUACAAUAUGUGGUGGAGAAUAUCUUUUUGCCUCCAAAGCUCCCACAGAAUGGUGACGAUGCCUACAUUGUGGCUCACGAGGCUUCCAUGUUAGCUAUCGUCGCCGAUGCGCUCCAGAAAUUCAGCACCACCAUCCAUGCAAGCGACAAGAUCGCAAUCGAUGAGGCGGUGAAGGCCAUUCAGCGUUUUCGUAAGAUCAUUGAUGGAAGCGGAUUCUUGAAUGAAGAUCUGCUCCGCGAGGGAUUCUAUGACCUCAAUAAGAAUGGGGGUUUCUUGUUGCUUCAUGUGAAAGCACAGAAUGCCGGUAUAGUCAUAACAUGCGAUAAAGACAACGCUGUGUUUGAGCCAUUUGAACUGUCACCACAGAACGAAAGGGUAAUGGCUAUCUCGGGACGUCUCAAACGCUCUUUUCCGGCUUCUUCAACUGCUGUGAGCCUCGAGGUAUUCAACCAAGAGCAAUGUCAGGCCGGUCUUGCAAACACAAUCGCGACAAUGAGUUACCAAGAAGUGUCUGAAAUGAAACCAAAGAUAACCAAGGCUGGUGACCAACACAUUGAGGAAAGAGAUACUACCGCUCCAACAAUUGUAACUGAUUUCUUGGUAACCGGUCUUAGCGCCAUUGGCCGGCCGUCUCAAGGAUCUAAAAUUUGGAAGAAUACUCGGGAAGAAGUUCUCUGGUCUAAUGCUGAUUCACCGUGGCAUAGGUCGUCGGUCUGGCUACUUGUUCGCGUGGCAAUCCAGCUGUACCUCUCACGCUCAGCUUCAAACAAAGAGCUAUACAAGGAGUUUAUGGUAUUCUUUAUGGCCUACAUUUUGCAGUGUUGUGAGGCCCAUGACCUCCCCAGCGAUAUAUAUCACUGCAUGAUGGCCAAGAUAUCCAAGCGCCUGAUCAAGAUUGACCGGCACAAAGCCUAUCCAUGGAUUGCGACAGUUGAAAAAGUUUUGCGCAAUUGCCAAAGCCAAAAUGAAGAGAGAUGGAAUGUUAUCAUGCGAAAAAAUGAAACUCUUGUGGAUAUUCAUCCACUGUCGGCCAACGAAAUCUCACAAGGGAGGUUUGUAACAUGCCAAAAGAUUGACCAUUUCAUUGAGCAAAUUUACAGUCGACAAGUAAUUGAGGCUGACAAAGACUUCACGCCACCAUGGAUUUUGGAAAAGAAUGAAAAAGACGACUUACCAUCUCUUGAGGCUAUUAGCCCCAAAGAGCAGAGCACAAUCCCUUUCUAUUUAUCCGCCUUUGAAACCUGGGUUGAAACUUCUCUAUAUCCGUGGUUAACCUCUCAUAUUUUGGAGGAAGAUACAUGCGAGAGGCUUUACAAUACUACUGAAGCCUACUACAACCUUGCGUUGAGCCAGUAUGAUGAGGAUCCGGAGAGUAUUUCCAUCAUGUUGCUAGUCAUUAUGGAACUCUGGGUUGCUUGCGACAAAGCCGCUACCCAGCAUCAUCCACUCAUAUUGAACUAUAGGUCGGAGAUGCCUCAUGAACUACUGCAGUCUCUCAUCUUGCCGCUUAGAGGGCAGAUGGAGCGACUAAAAACUGUGGAAGAUUAUUUGGAACAGCGGCGUGCUCGCGCCUAUUUCUCAUAUCCCUCCAUCUUUCACUCGUUUGGACACGUACACUCUUUUUCAGUCCAAUACUUUGACAGUUCUCCAGCUCAUCAGACAUUGCUUCGGGACAUUGAACAAGAAGCAGAAUCAGCGCGACAGAGAAAGAAAGACGAAUUCUCUAGGCUUAAAAAUGAAUACGAAAACUGGAUAAAGCUCUAUAACAGCGCUAGCCAUGACUUUGAGGAUGUCGUGAACUGGAAGACGGGGGUUUCAAACUCUGAGCAUAGCUCUUCCUGUAGUAAAUGCGACUACCUGGAUAAGGCCGAAACACUGCGUAUUGACAUUCAUGAAUGGCCACUUCCCGAGAAGAGGCUCGACGCGCAAUCGACGGUUUUUGAGCUGAAGGUCCCAAAAUGCUUCAAUGACUGGCGUAAUAUGUCAUCAUUCUGUCGAAUUCAUGUCUUGGGGUCACUCUAUGGUGGUAGCGGUGAUCAGCCUGCUGAGUGGACUCUGGGCCUUUACCUGCCUUCUUAUUACGAUAACGCCGCGCGUACGAUAAUUCUCGCGUCCACUACAAAGCCAAACGUACAUUCUCACAGGAGGUCUAAGCUGGUUAAAACUGCAGUGUUGCAAGAUGUGUUGGUGGCGAAUGGCAUGAGAUACGCUUAUUACGAUGCCGAACAACGUUGCUACAUAUCCGAGAUUCAUUGUACAGACGACGUUCCCAAAAUGUGCACCUACACUCUUUCACAGCAGUGCGCCAGCCUCCAAGACUUCAUUUUCCGGCCUCACCAUAAGCCAAACGGAUUGACACCAAACCAUGUUAUUUCGCGACAGGCAAUGUCUCCAGAUCAUCUUUCCCUCGAAGAAUUCAAGGCUAUGGCCAGUAUUCCAGUUGGAUACCGCCUUGGGUGGCAGAAUAUUCUAGUGAAUCUUCAUACUCCAGCACUAGAUUUCAGGAAACUUGAUACAGUGUUGAUUCUGUUGCAAACCAGCCGACAAGCCGGACCUCCGUUACCAAAAUCUGCCCUCAGAGGGAGCCACCAGGAUCUGGACGAUGAAAUGUUCGCUGCCACGCUCCUGCAGGGUCUUCGGCUAGCACUAGCCAGAAUCAGCGAAAAUUGGGAAUCUUUCCAAGCACUGUUUGCUUUUAUCUCGCUCGGAACAAGACUUUUAUCUUGGGCACCAUGUCUGGCUAUAUCGCGCGAUUGUGCUUCCUUCAUUAGAGAUUGUCGGAAAGUGGCCCUUGUGUGGCUUCGCAGCCUGCAGGAUCGAGUAAAAGAAGCUCAAGAUGAAACGCAACGAAUAGAGCUUAUUGAAACAGUGUUCCAAGUAGCUCUGGUGUGUAUGGCUUCCUUCUACGUCGAUGACAAGCAUUUACAGCGGAUUGUGAAGAAUCCGGAAGAGGCUUGUAUAAUGAUCGAAUCAUCGAUUGCUAUUCAGUCUACCAUGCAAUUUGCGAUGAAGCCGGAAGAUGCGUUCUACCGCAGCGCAGCUAACCGCUGGCAUCAGUGCAUGUACCAGGCUCAUCAAUUGUAUAUUGAAGAGAUAUUGUGUGGCCGCAGUUCGUGGCUAGAUGAAGCCAUUGCAAAUACUUGGUCAACAUAUCCUGGCGGUGGAGAAUGGAAAACCCUUUCUACCGCAGCCGAUCACUGGCUUGUGACACGAACAGUGGCUGCAAACGGACUUGGCUCUCUGAAUGUAUAUUUCAACCUUUUGACGGCCGAGUUGCUUGUCAACGGGCUGCCACUGUCGCGAUUGCCGGUGGAAUACGAGAGGCAUCAGAGUUAUGAGACGUAUUUCGGAAGGUCAAUGGUGGAAGUAAUGCCGACGGACAUGCCUGGUAUGCAAUUUUCCUCCAAAGGGGUUUACCACGACUACAAAAUAUAUUUUGGUCUCAGUGAUUUCGAACAGAAAGACCUUCUCUUGGUGGCGGUCAGAGCAGGAGAGAGGGAACAAGAGGAUACAUUUGACCUCAUUCCACCACGAGUCUUCAAUCAAAUACUACCAAAGCAUUUCAUCGACGAUUAUUCUCAUUGGUAUCGUCGGGGAACCGGCCAGAUCGAAUUUCGACCAAAGUCCUCGCCUUGGGACUUACCGUUGGAGUGUUGGAGAAUGAGGAAGCUGGAGCCAUCCUUUCACUCAGGCUGGAUUAUGGAGAAAAGCGGCCAGUUUCUCCUUGGCCUCACUGACAUAGCGGUACACCGCCUUCACAAGCUGUUGGCUCCGCUUGAACACCCCGAUUACAUACACGUCAUUGCCAACUCAGACUUCAAUCGGGUCAACAUCGCAUUGCCAAGGUUCCAGCUAGAGUUUUGGUCAGACCAAAAAUCAGAUAAGGUCUACAGCCGUCAAUUUCGCGAUAUGCAUAUAGAUCCCUGUCAAAACAUUGGUGUGUUGAUUGGACUUGAGAGCAAAUUAGUCUUAACAGAUGAUCUGCAAAGACGCAAGCUGCUCCUACCAAGCGGUAAAGCUAAGUGGUACGGCUGUGAGGAUCAUAUUCGUGUCUUCAUUCCUUAUGGAAUUUCUGAAAAGGUCCAUUUCUACGAUGUUGACACGCUAUUAGGGCGACUUGUGGACAAUGGGAGCUUGCAGAGCAAGCUGAUAAUGUGCUAUCUUCAUGCUCUCACUUCACAUUGCCUUCCUGACCCUCUGACUGGAAUGACCGGCACAGAAGCGGCUCUCAUGAUCCUUGAUUCAGCAGCCGUUAGAUCGUUCCGGUGCUUAUCAGAGGAAAACCUUGAACGUCUUUACUGCAUUGCAAAAAUAUCUCCUAGCAGACGCUACUAUCCAGAAUACAUGAGAGUAAUGGAAAGCACUUCGUGGGAUCCCUGUCUGAGUAGCCUGUCUCAGCACAUCGGGUUCCAUAGGUCUGUCCAGUCAAUCCUACGCCAGGCCGCAUCGUUUAAAUUUUUCUAUCCUGACACUUAUAUUGAACCACAGGCCCUUGACAGGGUAGAGCCGCUACUAGAAGAACGUCAAGCGAUCCGAUCUUCUUGUUUUCACCUGUUCGGGUUUGGCGCUGAAGACUUCGCCUCUUCCAAAGACAAUUUCUAUCAUGGGCGAGAUAGGGUCUCGUUUUCCGACAGAUAUAAUCGUUCUUUUAAAAUAGCAAGAUCUCUGUUCACAAUGCGGGCCAAUCUUUUUGAAGCUAUUCCAUCCAAUUUUGCGGAUAUCCUUUGGGCAUACCUGUCUAAAGGCGACAGCAUGCUGGGCCCAGACACCCCCCUGCCUGACAGCGUUAUCUCUUAUGAUGCGAAAUGGCUGGAAGAUGCCAGGCCACUUCUUAGCUCGCACUGGUGCCAGCUCUACCAUACCCUGGGAAGACAACAAAAUAACAUUAACACGUUCCAGGCUAUGUUCUGUCUUGCCGCAAUGGGCUACUCCGAGUCCUGUAACUUACAGGUUAUACAAACUCUAGUCGCAUGCGCAACUAUGUCGUCUGUUGGAGGUACAAUUGUACCCAAGUCUCAAUCCUAUCAAUUGUCUGACGGUCACAAGGUUGCCUCAGCCUGGUUGCAGCAUGUUGCUAGGUGCAAUUCCAAGCCUUUCUCGGACUCCCCUGAUUCUCACAUGAGCCCUUACCACAGGGAAUCCAUGUCAAGCUUGACGAAUAGGCGCUACCAAAAUUUCCAUCAAAAUUUGGACACGGCUGUAACAGAUUUUUCAGCUUCUCUGCAAAGCCAAUGGAUUUGCGAAAAUCUUCAAACUCCAUCCAGCUGCAAUAUUUCGACGUAUAUUUAUUUAGGUCGAGCCAUGGAAGUCGUGCGAAAGAGGUGGAUUAGCUGGCUCUCCAAUAAUCGACUGUAUGAUCACUUUGUUGAGAUCGUAAAUGUCCUUCGACGCUAUUCCGUCGAGUCGAUUGAUUGGGGUCCGCGUAUUGAAACACCACCAAUCCCUACAAAAUCAGCCAAACGAGUCUUUUUCAACGAUUGUGAUCUUUUUGAAAUCUUCGACCCUCCGCUACCGCAACCAGUUAUCCAGGGUACAAUUCCAGAGCUUUUGGGUUAUAGUGCCGAUCGCGCCAAAAACUAUUCCAAUGGGGCGGCUCUUGUAGAGCGACUGCAACGGGACAAUGCACGACGACACCAUCAUCAGUCCAGCUAUGUAUCAGAUCUCGAAAAGAGUUUCGAAAAGUUAAACCUUCAAGAUCAUCAGUAUUUUAUUAAAUCUUAUGGGGAAGAUCUUGUUGGUGAAUUGGACAAGAAUUUACAACGUUGCAAAGAGGAUGCAGACCGAAUUUGCGAAGCUUUGACGAUAGCUAUGCGACCUACGACUGGCAAUGCAUCAGACACUGAGACAACGCUGGCAAUAUCGCUUUUUAUGGCACCUAGAGUUUCCCCAGCCUUUUUUCUGCGGCAAUUGGCGAGCAAAUGGUGGAACAAAAUACCUAAUCAGUGGAAACAGGCUAUCGUCGACUAUGGGCUGGCAUUGUCUAGACUACAACGCGCUCGACGCAUGAGAUACUUACACGACAACCGGGAUGACCUUAUGAAAGAGCUACUCAAUGUUGGCCAUCGCAACUGGCAACCUCUUGAUUACCCCAAGUCUCUGCUACUCGAAAUCGAAAGCGACAUCUUAAUCCGGGAGAAUCAAGAAAGUGUAGCCGCAAAUAUGAGGGCGCCUCCGAAUGGCAAGAAUGUCACUAUGCAGCUAAAUAUGGGCGAAGGGAAAUCAUCCAUCAUUGUUCCUAUUAUAGCAGCUCACUUGGCAGACGGAUCUCGACUUGUACGCGUUAUUGUUACAAAACCACAGGCGAAGGAGCUCCAUCGUAUUCUUGUCACCAAAUUAGGCGGAUGGUUGGGCAAACGAGUGUACUAUAUGCCCUUUUCUCGAUCCUUGAGACUGACGGCAAAUGACUGCAAAUCAUUGGACAGCAUUUAUAGAGAUUGCAUGAAAUUGGGUGGAGUUCUUCUUUCACAGCCGGAACACAUACUUUCCCAAAAGCUCAUGGGCAUCGAAUGCCUUCUUUCUGGACGGGAAGAAGUCGGACGCGUUUUAUUGGACACACAACGAUUUCUGGACCGCAACACUAGAGAUAUCGUUGAUGAAAGUGACGAGAAUUACAGUGUAAAAUUCGAAUUGAUAUAUACGAUGGGAACUCAAAGGCCAAUUGAGCUCAGUCCUGACCGCUGGAUACUCGUCCAAAAAGUGCUUAGUCUCAUGUCGCGAAUAGUGCCGCAGAUACAGGAGAGCUUCCCCGAUUCUAUCGAAGUCAAUUACCAUGCUGAAGGAUGCUUCCCCAAAACUCGUAUACUUCGACAGGACGCCCUAGAUAGUUUGAUGAACCAACUAUCUCAUCAAAUCUGCAACGUCGGACUUUCUGGUUUUCCGGUAGUUCACCAGCAACCAAGCACACAAGAUGCUGUACUCAAGUAUAUUUCAACUGCGUUUCUUUCCUCUGAACAGAUAACUGCAGUGGAACAGUGUUCUUUUUAUACUGAGUUGACCAAAGGGCCAUUGCUUCUCCUCAGAGGCCUUAUAGCAGAGGGCAUCUUAGGAUUCGUUUUCGAGCAGAAGCGUUGGAGAGUCAACUAUGGGCUUGCUCCCACCCGGCAGCCUGCUACGAGACUUGCUGUGCCCUACCGAGCAAAGGAUAGCCCAACUCCAAGAUCCGAAUUCAGUCAUGUAGAUGUUGUCAUUGUACUCACAUGCUUGAGCUACUACUACGGAGGAUUAUCUGAUGAUGACCUCUUUUUGUGUUUCGAGCACCUAAUGAAGUUGGACCAAGCUGAAAGCGAGUAUUCGGAGUGGAUCCAAUUUGCUCCAAGUCUUCCUGAGUCAUUCCAUCGCCUUGUCGGAGUGAACAUCAAGGACCGUUACCAAGUCACCCAUCGUCUGUUCCCUCAUCUCCGAUACUCGAAAAACGUCAUUGAUUAUUUCCUUGCGCAUAUUAUCUUUCCCAGAGAGAUGAAGGAAUUUCCAGAAAAGCUUUCCGCUUCUGGCUGGGACAUUGGACAGCAAAAGAUUCAUCCUACAACGGGAUUCAGUGGCACUAAUGAUUCACGCGAUCUUUUGCCUCUUGAGAUUGAACAGUUGGAUCUUGACGAUCAACUACACACCAAUGCCUUGGUCCUUGAAAGGUUGUUACAGUCUGAGAAUAGCGUUGUACUUAUGUCACGACCAAAGGAAGAAGCACCGUCGGGCAACGCAUUCCUAACAUUUGCUCGGUCUCUGGAUCCUCCAGUUCAUGUCAUUCUUGAUGUUGGAGCACAGAUAAUUGAACUCACUAAUAUCCAAGUCGCGCAGGAGUGGCUAAAGAUUGUCCCUGUCGAAAAAGAGAAAGAAGCGGUGGUGUUUUUCAAUGAUGCUGAUGAACUAUGCGCUAUAGAUCGCAAGGGAUACGUCGAAAAGCUGCAAACAUCUGCUUAUUCUCAUCGGCUGGAUCUUUGUCUCGUAUAUCUUGACGAAGCUCACACUAGAGGAACAGAUCUCAAGCUCCCAACUGGCUACAGAGCUGCGGUUACUCUGGGUCCUAGUCUGACCAAAGAUAGAUUGGUGCAAGCAUGCAUGAGAAUGCGGAAACUUGGCCAAGGCCAAUCCGUCGUAUUUUGUGUACCAGAGGAGAUCCAGACAAAGAUUUGCUCGGCAACUGGCCUCUCAGGUAGCAAUAAGAUUUGCGUUAUGGAUGUCUUGCAUUGGGCAAUUUUUGAGACGUAUGCUGACACGAGGCGAAAUAUGCCGUUGUGGGCCGUGCAAGGAGAGAGAUUUGAGCGUCAAAAGGCUAUAUGGGGCGAAGUAACAGACGAAAAGUCACGCCAGUUGUCGAUAGAGGAAGCACAAAUGCUUCUCGAAGUUGAGGCGCAGUCGAUGGAAGAUAGGUAUAGUCCUCGUUUGAUGGCGCAUACAAACCCCAAGUUACCUUCUUCAUCGGAAAACCGCGCUAUAUUGGAAAUACAAGAGCGAUGCAAGCAAUUCGAUUGCCUGGGCAGCCAGCAAUCCACUCUUCUUGAAGAACAAGAACGAGAAUUGUCGCCAGAGAUGGAGCAAGAACGACAGGUACAAAGGCCACAUCCAGCUGAUCCCAGAAAGCACUCGCUGCACCCUGACGUUGUUGAAUUUAUUAAGUCUGGCAAAAUGCCCUCUUCAUCUCCAGCGUUUAUACCUGCUUUUCAGACUCUGUGGAACACUAGUGCAGCGAACAGUUUCGACGUCCAUGAGUUCCCAGAAAGCAUUGUUACGACACUAGAUUACAAGGACACUGUUGCUCUUAGUGGCACCGCCUCAUUGCUGGAUUCCUAUCAGCGACCAGUGCAAUGGAUAUUGAGUACCACUGGAAAUGGCAAUUCGGUUCAGCGCCUGGUGAUUAUCAGCCCCCAUGAAGCUCAGGAGCUGAUGCCAUCCAUUAGGACUUCAAACCAUGUAGCGCUUCAUCUAUACGGCCCCCGGCCAAAUCUAGCCUUUUCGUCGUUGGAUUCACUGCAACUCUACCCAACACCGCUUCUCGGAAGAGAUUGGCACCUGCCGUCUUCUAUGCGAUUACUGUUAAAUGUCUUCUCCGGUCAAUUAUAUUUUGCUUCCUAUGCCGACUAUGAAGGGACAUGCAAAAUGAUGAGUUUAGCAACAGAGACCGGAGCAGUGGUGGAAGCGGAUGGAUUUAUCCCUAACAGUGCUUGUGAUCAAGACGGAAUAUUCACAAAGAGUCCUGUCAAAUUCCUCAAAAUUCUGCUGACAAAGGUUCGUCGGGAUUGCGAGGGAAUAGAUAAAACACAUUGGGGAAGAUUUUUUUCGGGUGAUUUAUUGCGCAGAGAAGACUUUGGCACCGGAGCAGAUGGUUGA
This is a messenger RNA of Trichoderma gamsii, 9363 nucleotides long. RefSeq lists its product as hypothetical. The record is from RefSeq and is a predicted model, not a curated record. The transcript has 3 exons. The coding region runs from base 1 to 9363 and encodes 3120 amino acids. Lineage: Eukaryota; Fungi; Ascomycota; Sordariomycetes; Hypocreales; Hypocreaceae.